CUUUUCAAUCCCCCCCCCGAAAAAGGGGAGCAGCGCCUCCCCAGAGAGGCUCUCCCUGAGCCUCGCCGCUCAAGCCCCGCCUCCUGGGGCGGAAGCCCCGCCCCCAGGGAGCCCCCAGCCCCUAAGCCCCGCCCCUUAGGAGCAGGACAGCCCCCCCCUUCCUUUGCCCCAGCAGACCCUAGAAAGACCCCCCCCUCCAAAAAAAUCAGUGGUUAAACACAACCUAAUAUAGACCCCCCCAUAAUAGCUGGAGCCCCCUCCCCAAAUAGGGACCCCUCUCUAUUGCCCCCCCCAGGCUGAAGAGGGGGCCUGUGGCCCCCCUCCCCAAUAGGGAGAUAAGGGGUGUCCAUAUGGGGAGGGGGGAUUAGGCUAGCCCCCUCUUUGCACCCCCCCAACUGACCCUUCCCCUCCUCCAGGGGGUGCUUUUUAUCCCCCACCCACCCAAAAGGCCUGGGGGGGGUUGAGUGGGGGGCUCCCCUUCUUUUGCCCCCCCUCCCCUUCCUAGCCCCCCCCCCUUCCAGGGGGGGGAGAGAGCAGAGGCAGGCUUGCUCAGGGGGCAGGCAGUGGGGGGGUCUUGCCCACCCUCUUAAAUCGUGCCCCCCACCUCCAAAAUGGAGAAGGGCAAAGGGAGCCCGGCCUCUGCAGCUGGGGGGUCUGCAGGAGGAGGAGGAGGAGGAGGAGGAGGAGCAGGGAAGCUGCUGAUCUACACCAGCCUGGAUGCCAAGGAUGAGUUGGAAGAGAAGCUGGAAAGGUGCAUGGGGACGGUGACCUCUCUGACCGGCGGGCUCUCGGAGAGGGAAGCCAACGACGCCUUGAACGCCCACGUGUGCAAAGGUGCCCCCCAGCACGAGGAAGUCUGCCUGGGCCUUUUUACCAUGAUCCUGACGGAGCCUGCUCAAGCCCAGAAGUGUUACCGAGACCUGGCCUUGGUGAGCCGAGAUGGGCUAAGCACCAUAUUGACCAAGAUGAACCAGAUUCUCAUGGAGAAAUACCUCAAACUGCAAGACACCUGUCGCACCCAGCUGGUUUGGCUGCUGCGCGAGAUGGUGAGGAAUGGGAUCAUCGGCAUCGACGGGAAUUGCAUGACGUUCAUGAAACAGAUCGCAGGCGGAGAUGUCACCUCCAAGAACAUCUGGCUGGCUGAAAACAUCCUCGACAUACUGACAGAGCAGAGGUAG
Molecule: messenger RNA, 1178 nt
Organism: Pseudonaja textilis
Lineage: Eukaryota; Metazoa; Chordata; Lepidosauria; Squamata; Elapidae
Source: RefSeq, a predicted model, not a curated record